Molecule: messenger RNA, 5096 nt
Organism: Tachysurus fulvidraco (yellow catfish)
Lineage: Eukaryota; Metazoa; Chordata; Actinopteri; Siluriformes; Bagridae
Gene: asphd2
Product: aspartate beta-hydroxylase domain containing 2
Exons: 5
Coding region: 620-1654 (344 amino acids)
Source: RefSeq, a predicted model, not a curated record
UUUAUAUCAGUUGUUUCCAGCCUCGGUAACGUGCGCGAGGCGUAAACACAAGUUUACACGUUAUUAUCUCCGUGUCAUAAAGAACUCCGUGCUAUUGUAAACAUUUAUAAACCAACACGGUGGUAUGACGUCAGCCACGACGUGUCAAACACAGUCCUGUUGCUUCUGUUGUAUGUUUUAAUCCUCACGUCUCUCGGUGGAAAAGGCUCCUGCGCGCAAUGCAUCAUGGGAUUUGUGGUUCUUGACCAGGGAGUCGCUUUAUUCGGGCUUGGUUUGGUGUGUGCGGACGUGUGCGUGUUUCUCCUGCGGUUGUUCAUCACGCAGUGAUGCUCUAAUCACUCGGAUUAUCCCUGAGACAGCGCUGAUAGUCACAGACAGUGUGUACAACGGGUUAGUGUUAAAUACAUGCAGCAGCAGCACAGGUGCACUGUGGUGAAAUCCUAAAGUAUCUGGAGACACACACACACACACACACACACACACACACACACACACACACACACACUUCUCCAGCUCCAGCAUGAACACACACCUCAGAACAUCAGAGAGAAGAUUGGAUGCUCUACCUGGUGUGUCUGAUUGACAGGUCCCAUACUGAGAGGUACAGAGUGUGUGUAAGAUGGAUUGGAUGCGGGACUGGGUGCAGGCGGUGCGUGAGUGUGAGGGCGGGGCUUUAGGGACGGUGCUCUGUUUAGCUCUGCUCUUUAUCUGGUACUGUUACCGUGUGGGCUGUGAAAAUGCCUCCUACACGCCCGAAUCUCGCUCCAGCCCACCCGAACUCUCAUCCACAAAACUCCGCCCUACACUGGGUGGAGUCAGAACAGGGGGCGGGACUAACGAGGAGGAGUUGAAUGGCUUUGCGUACUGUCAGUCUCCCGAGUGUUUCCGGUGCUCGCGGCCUGGUGACGGGUUUAACCAACGACUUUACCACAACCUACAGGACUACGCUAAACGCUACACGUGGGCAGGUAUGGGGCGUGUGCAUAAAGGUGUGCGUGAACAGGACCGCUAUCGUCUGUGCAAUCGUCCGUCCAUCCAGAAGGCCGAGGUGUUUUUCCUGCCUGAUCUGCCGUCGGCUCCGUUUUUCUCUCGUGACGCGCAGAAGCACGACGUGGAGCUUUUGGAGAGAAGUUUUCCUGCUCUGCUGGCUGAGUUUGAGAGUGUGUACCGUACGCCGCCGCCCCUCGCACCCGGGUGGAAGACUAACAGCACGCCGCGGGGACACUGGUGGACCUUCUACCUGGUGAACCAGGGCACGACACUGGCACUGAACGCUCGCCGCUGCCCACGCACGUGGAGGGUCCUGGGACAACUGCGCACCUUCAUCGCCAACAACGUGUUCGGAAAUGCCUGCUUCUCCGUCCUCAGCCCCGGAGCCGCCAUCACCGAGCACUACGGACCCACCAACGUCCGGCUGCGCUGCCACCUGGGGCUGAAGGUGCCUCCUCACUGUGAGCUGGUGGUAGGUGGGGAGCCUCAGUGUUGGUCUGAGGGAAACUGCCUGCUGUUUGAUGACUCGUUUCUCCACACAGCCUUUCAUGAUGGAGCUCCAGAAGACGGACCUCGUGUCGUGUUCAUGGUGGAUUUGUGGCAUCCGAACGUGGCAGCAGCUGAGAGACAGGCGCUCGACUACAUCUUCACUCCAGGACGCUGAGACGGAGCGAGAGAUGGAGAUAGAGAGUGAUGGAUGUAUGGAGAAAGAGACGGAUGGAACGAGGGAUGGAGAGAGAUACAGAUAGAUGAGUAAUAACAGUGAAGUGAAGCUGAUAACUUAGACAUUUUACUGUACAUAAGUGUUUCCUUAUGGAGUGUCACAGUUCAGUCUCUCCUGACAUGAGAGAGAGAGAGAGAGAGAGAGAGAGAGAGAGAGAGAGAGAGAGAGAGAGAGAGAUGGACAGAGUCAGUGAUGGACAGAGAGACAGACAGUGAGAGAGAAAUAGAUCAUAAGAGGGAUGAGACACAGAGCAGUGAGACAGAACUUGAAAAGUAGAAUGACAUUUUUAUGUACAUAGAUUUUCACAAAUCAGCUUCUAUAAGAAAAGAACAAGACAAAUGGAGAAGAAGGAGAGAGGGAUGGAGAGAGGGAUGGAUUGAUCUAUAGAUAGAAGGCAAACAUCUUAAUGCACACUUUUUUGCCCAUUUGGAUUUGGUGAUGUGUUGAAAACGAGUAACAGUGCAGAGAGGUGGACAAACCAAACAACACAUUUUUAUGGACAGAUUUUUACGUUCACUCUCGUCAAAAGAAGGAGAGAGAGAGAGAGAGAGAGAGAGAGAGAGAGAAUCUGAGAGAAAUCAUUAGAUGGAAAAAGUGGAUGUGUGAGAUUGUUUGGUUCAGAAAUGUUUACUGAUGAAGCCUCAUGGUCCUGUUGAUAAAGGUAGAAGUGGAUAGACAGAGAGAGGAGGGGAUGAAGAACAGAACUGUCAGAGGACUGAAAGUGGAGCUGGGCAUCAGGACACAAUUAAACACAUGGAGCUCACACACACACACACACACACACACACACACACACACACGAGAGAGAGAAAGCAUUCAUCACUCACACUCCUGCUUUUAUCUUCAGCGAACACUUGAUGUUUAACUGAAUAUUGUGUCCACACACAUAGGGAUUUCCCUUCAGCACAAAUCUCUGUGUUCGUAUAAAAACCCAGACGUGAUUUAAAAAGUAAACUGUUUCAUCAGAACCUAAAGGAGAACAUUAGAGAAGGAGGAAUGAAGAACAUUCAAACAUGACCAAAAUAAAAACAUACAACACCUAUGAUGCAGUGAGGCUGAGGAGGAACCAACACGUUCUCCUGAGAAAUCAAACUGAAAAUACCUUAAAUAAGACCAGAAGAGUCAGAACACUUUCAUGACACCUUCAUAACAUGUUCAUGACACCUUCAUAACGUGUUCAUAACACCUUAAUGACAUGUUUAUAACACCUUAAUGACAUGUUCAUAACACCCUCAUAACGUGUUCGUAACACCUUAAUGACAUGUUCAUAACACCUUAAUGACAUGUUCAUAACACCUUAAUGACAUGUUCAUAACACCCUCAUAACGUGUUCAUAACACCUUAGUGACAUGUUCAUAACACCUUCAUAACAUGUUCAUAACACCUUAAUGACAUGUUCAUAACACCUUAAUGACAUGUUCAUAACACCCUCAUAACGUGUUCAUAACACCUUAGUGACAUGUUCAUAACACCUUCAUAACAUGUUCAUAACACCUUAAUGACAUGUUCAUAACACCUUCAUAACACCUUAAUGACAUGUUCAUAACACCUUAAUGACAUGUUCAUAACACCUAAAUGACAUGUUCAUAACGUGUUCAUAACGUGUUCAAAACACCUCCAGUGAACAAAUUCAGGGUUCACUGUGAAGCUUAUAAGAAAUCCACCUUUUCGUUCUGCUGUCUCUGUGAACAGACGAUCAUAACCCAGAGAAAAGACUACGUCUGUAUACGUGUGAGCAGAUGCUGAAAUAUUCAACUGUAUAAGACAUGAUAAAUAAUCUAAUAAUAAACAAUCUAACUUUCACUGCAUUAAAACAAACUAACAAACAAUUAAACUGCUUCCACAUGCAGCAGUGCCACAGGAAACCACUGAAGAACAUGAAGGGUUUAGUGUUCCGAUAAAGAUGACUGGGGACCAUGAGGAAAAAGAGAGAAGGAGAGAGAGAGACAGACGGAGAGAGAGAGAGGUGGAGAGAGAGAGAUAUCUGAGGUGAACAAUAUUUCUUGCACAUGUUCUGUAUAUAAAUGUUUACAGAUCAGAUCCAGUCUAAGUGUUUAUUACAGGUACAGGACAGGGUGUACAAACUUAUGAAAUUGUGAGCAUUAACGCUGCACGUUUUUCAACACUCUGGUGUGUGACUGAAUAUAAAGUGUACAUAUAUCUGAAAAAAAAUAUAAAGUGUAUUUUUCUCUGUGUCAUAAAGAAAGUAAACAAACGGCACAGCGACAGAUGUUAAUGACGUGUUAAUGAAGUUUAUAACGUGUUUAUAAGAUGUUUAUACAGCAGUGGGUGUCCUUUAAAGACUGUGUUAUAAUUCUUGCUCCACUUCCCUUUGACUCCAUCCAAAAUAACACACUGUAUUCUCGCACACUUGAUUAUUUACACAAAACAAUUAUUGAACACAAUUUAGACUUAUCUGCAGUUAGCACAAAAGCUAGUCAGCGUGCUAGUUGUUUAGCUAGCUGUUCGAUAAACGGAUAAUGUAACUAUGUACAAGUAUCUUUGGUCACUUUAAAUACAUUUCUGAAUAAUAAUGUUAGAUUUAGCAGUUAGCUGCCAUGCUAGUUGAAUUAGUGAGGUAAAGUAGGGAAGUGGACGAACAUCAUUGAAACAUGGGAGCAGAUUGUGACAGAAAUCAUGCGCUAAAGCAUGAGCAACAAUCAAAACCUGCUUUUUAACUUUCUUAUUAAUAAAAUACAUUAUUUUAGCGUCGCUUUCAGGCGCUUCGUAUUUCUAAUUGUGUUCAAAUAAAACUCACUGUGGAAAGACGAUGCUUAGAACAAACAGGAUGGUAUUAUGGGUCACAGACGGGGUAAUGACUGAGGCUAGUCAAUUAGCAUUUACCUCAGAUUUAUCGGUAAACUGUCUGAUAAAGACGUCUUGUGGCACUGUAACUGCACUGUAAUCGUACUUAGCAUCCACCUCUAACAGGAUUAAUGUAAUCCGCCUUAUAUAUAAAACCCUUAAACAGCUGUGUGCUGUGAUACAGAUAGUGAUGAAGUUGUGAACGCUGCACCAUGUGAAUCUUCUCGUGAACACCGUGACACACGACUGUAUUUGAAUGCAGCACAUCUUGUACAGAAGCACAUUUUAAAGUUUACAGUAAAGAUAUAAACAAAAACAGAAGUUUCAACUCAUUUCAGACGCUUCAGUAGUUUAAUCGCUUCGUUCUGUGCUACUCCUACAUUCCUUUUAUGAGAACCCGAGACGAUCGGGACACGUCGUAUCGUAAUCGGUGGCUUUUUUCUAGCGUCAAGUGACUUUUGCAACCGACCGUGUGACGGAUUAAUGCCAUGUUCUGAAAUUCUGUGUUUCCUAGAUGUGAUUUUUGCUACGGCGGCUGAGUGAUGAUGUGUGUUUAAUAAAGAGCCGGUUGUACAAA